Messenger RNA from Salvelinus sp. IW2-2015, 7946 nucleotides. The record is from RefSeq and is a predicted model, not a curated record. NCBI's taxonomy places the organism in Eukaryota, Metazoa, Chordata, Actinopteri, Salmoniformes, Salmonidae.
UGUAUUUUCCACCUCGCUGCCGCGUCCCAAAAUUCAGCCGAUAAGGAUAUGAAAUAUGAAUAAAGCUACGUAGCAAUAUUAUAGCAAAGUUACAAAUGUUCGAAUUUUAUAUCAAUGGCAGUAAUAUGAACGUGGACAGCAGUGACACGCCGGUGUAAGACACUCCAGAGAGGCCCUAUUCUACAUGAAUCAUCGCAUCGAGGACAGGUCAAGAUGCAAAAGCUGAACAAUGUAAAAGGGGAAAGGGAGCUUGGUGAUGGUGGACCCCCUUUUUGCUUUAGUUGUGAAAUGAUCUUUCCAGACCAAACCUCAUUUCAUGACCACUUUUGUCCUGCGGCUGGUUACAUCUGCUCCUGUGGAACAGAGUUCUCCAUGUAUGUUGAUAUGAUGGACCACAGCGGAUUACAUGAACCAGGCCACACUGUAAUUAAUUAUAGCACCAUAAAGAAGGAACCAUAUCAGAGGGAGAGAGAGUACAAGGAACAGCUUUCGAGGCUGGUAUUGACGGCGGGGCAGGGAAGCUGGGCUAAGCCUGGACCGACUCCGAUGGUAUCGGCCCCUAUGCCACGAGCCACAAAGCCUCCACCUGGUCAAAGUGCCCCAACAACGGACCUCUGGCACCAAUUCCAGCCAGUUGUGUUGGUGGAGACCCUGCGCAAGUUUGGAAGGACAAAGCCCUACAGGUGUGCCUACUGUGAACUGGGCUUUGCAACAAAAGACUUACUGGUAUGGCACCACAACACUCAUGCAAGAAAUAAAGUCCAUGGCUGCCUGCAGUGCGGGGUUCUCCUGCUCAGCAACAACAAGUCACCACAGCCUGGCCACCACCAGUGUGGCUCAUAUCGGGCAACUCCUGAAACCAGAUUUACCACUGCCACAGUGCUGAGUAACAGGAAACAGCCUGCGGGGAAGGCUAAGAAGGUUGUCCAGCGUCAGCACUGUCCUGACCCGUUCAAUGGGGAGCUGCAGCUAGGGAUGCAUAUGGUCUCACAGCAGCCCGUUCCAGGGACUUCUGGAACAAAAUACUUGAAGUGUAGAGUUUGUCAGGAGCCCUUCCAAACUGUCAAGCUGCUUGAGAGGCACCGUUGCACAAUGGCAGAGUCAUUUUUUGCGCAGGAACUGGGUCUGACGUCUGGCAAACAGCUCAAUGGUCACAGAAAAGGGGAGGGGGGGACCAACCCAUACUCCUUUCCUCGAAGGAAUGGUGACAAGGAGCUGGCGUUCAACAUUCAAACUUCAGCGAAUGUAACUGUAUACGACCACAAGGCAGUAGGCCCGGAUAGGGGCACCGGGUUGUCUGCCAUUUCUGUAAAAACUGAGGUUUCAGACGAUGACUGUUUUGUGAUUGAGGAUGCGUUUUCGUGCUAGUCGGAACUAGGAAACUCUGACAUUUCCGACUUGCUGACUGGUUGAACACGGCACAUGUAUAACAACCAGUUAGUAAAUUGGAAAUGUCCGUGUUUCCUAGUUCUGACUAGCACGUGAAUGCGGCAUAAAAGUUCCUUCACCAAACCAAGUCAGCUGUCAUACCAACAAUUAACCUCUUCCCUCCCAGUACUACAGACAUGAACAGUGCAAAAAGCAUUCCCAAUGUGAACCCUCUGCAUUUGCAACAGACAAACAUCUUCUAUGGGUUAUGGGCCCGUUUUGUAAGGUACCAGUUUAACUCUAAUCUAACUACUCAAUUUACAACUAAUCUGUCAGUAGCCUAGUUUUUUUUUUUUUGUGUGUUUGUCAAAUGAUAUUGAAAAUGUUACAUAUGCAGUAUCAAAUCAGUCUGUAUGGUUCAGAUAACCACAAACAUUGUAUGAAAGUUUGUCAUUUGAAAAUGCAGUAGUUUUUUUUUACAGUAGCUUUACUGAAAAUUUGGUAUAAGCCGCGUUGGCCAUAUCACAAGAACAUGUUGGUUCUUUUUAGCCAUUUCUGUGGUCUUGGAAUAAAAUAUUGUUUUGUUUCCGCUCUCUCCCUUUCCUUUGUAGCAACUAAGGUGUAAUAAUCUGUGUGUUUUUCGUAUUUCAGGGACCGAAGCAAUAGCUGCAGCCAUAAGUGAUAGCUGGAAAAGGCUAUACGGACAUUCCUGACCUGCAAAACAUUUUUUUUCUCCAGAGAUACUUAAAAUUGGGUUACGGUUAGAGGUAGGGUUAAGAUUUAGAUUUUGGUUAGUUGUUUUACAAGUCAGGGUCUGUUUUAUAGCCUCUGCCAAGAGAGCAUGAUGGAAAUGUAGAUCAUGUAUUCACUGAUUGCUUGGGAUAGCACUCAGACAUAGUUUGUCACUUGUGAAUGCACAUAACACACAAAAAUAGGUGUUGUCUUCAGAAUAUUUUUUCUAUCUCCUGAUAAUUUUAUACGCACUGCACUAAGUUUUUUGGGAAACUUUUAUUCUUUUACACCGGUUGUCCACCUUUGAUGAGGUAGGCAGGCACCGCGACGCCAUUUCCGGCCUACCGGAUGUUGAGUGAGGAGAAAAAACAAUUGAAUCACGAAUACAAUAAGCUAACAUUUAAAAUUAUGGCAGACACCACUGUAUCUGAACGUUGGCGAAAACAUAAAUGUUAUGUGCAAUGCAUUAUUUAUAAAUAUUGAUAUUUGUCGGGUUUGGACUACACGGUAUGUUGACAUUAGCUAGCCAGUAGCUUUCAUCAUGUCGACAGCUAUCUAACUGGUGGUUCGAGGACAAGUUUGCACUAACACAUUUUUGGAUCAUCUGGAUGUCAGACAGCCUCUAUGGGUUGUGGUGCCUACAACCUAUCAAUUUGAUUCAAGGCAUGGAAGACACAAGUUGGAACAUUCAAACCCAACAGAACAACACUACAUCAGUGUUUACCUGGAGACGGUAGUGGGGGUUCCCUGGCUAGAUUGUGGUGGAAGAGGAGACGCGUGGUUUGAACAAAAGCUGGAUGAUCGUUUUUUGCCUGGGCUGCUAUUGGAGGAUCUACGUUGAACAUUUACAUUUUCCUCAUCAGUCCUGCCAGAGAGCCUGCCUAAAAGUAAAGACAAGCAAGAGACUGACUGACAUGGGAAGUACAAUUUCCUUCAGUAGAGGAGUCAAUGAUGAGGAAACAGUCAGCCUUAUCUGCUGCCCAUAGCAACCUUCCUGAACCUUUGUCUGCCCUGACUAACGAGAAACCGGUAACUGCUGAUACUGCCAUCUGAAGAGAAGAUCAGCAAGGAGGUAGACAACUGCCAUAACAUGCCACCUAUGAAGGAGCCCUUACAAAGACCCCAACUACAGAGAGAAAGUAGAAGCCAGCAGAACAAAGUGGUAGCUGAACCCUCUGACACACGGUCACUACCAGGUACCCCUGUUUUGGCUGUCCUUCCUAAUCCCGGAGAGGUAAACUCUGGUGGCAUUAAUCACAGAAGAAAGAGCACAAAGAUGCAGGCAAACAUGGAGAAAAUGCAUGUUAAUUCACAUGCUACUGGUCAUGCUAAAACUCAAUGUGAAAGUGCCAAUCCUGAAGUGCAUUUAUCACUUACUGGGAGUGAGCAAACAUUGAACUGUAUCACAAAAGAGCUGGUGGGUGUAACAAGGCCAGCAGCGGUAGACGUUGUUAGGAAACGUGGUCGCCCUCACAAGAAGGCAAAGAUGCGGCAUACUGUGCUACAAACAGAGGAGAGUUCUUCUCAUCUGAGCACUGCAGAAUCAAAGGAUUGGAGUGAAACAAUGUCUGACAGAGCGAAUGACAUUUCUUUUACUACAAACUGUGUAGAAAACAGGGAUGACACGUCUCUCAGAGCUAUUGAAACAAAAGCAAUACCUCUAAACCGUGAACCAAGCAAUACAGCGGUGUCUGUUCUUGACUCGUCCCCCCAAAACCAUCAACCAGCUGAAUCCAGCCCUGUGGCUAUCUCACCCUUGGAACCAAAAAGGAAAAGGGGACGACCAAAGGGGUCGACUAAGAAACAACCAGGAAAAACCAUGAACACUAUUUCAGUGCAACAAUCCCAUGUAACAGAAGAAAAAAUGGCAAUUAAAAAGGAACCUGAUGAGAUGCUAUUUGAAGAGGAAAAGAGAGGAAACAUUGGUCCUCAGCCUGAGGAAGCUCCUGUUGAGCCUAAACACAGAGUAGGACGYCCACCAAAGAAAACAACACUCGUGAGGCAGUUUGCAUUAGCACAGAGAAAAUCACAGAGAAAAUCAUGUUCUAUUACAUCUGUGAAUUCCCAGGAUAUUCCACCACAACAUCAGAAGAUUGAGACUGAGCGUUCACUAGAUUAUAUUGCAAGGCAUGUGUCUGUGUCACUUAGUCGCGUUGAUUCUCAGAGAGGUGGGACUGCUGACAUGAUCUCUAAUGUGAAGUGUGAGGAUAUUGAAAUAGAGCUGGGGGAUUUUAAUUCCCUGGCACAGUCAAAUUGUCUCAUGUCUUUUCAAUGCCACACUGACACCAGUGUGAAGGUUGAGCCCUGUAAUACUAGUUGUGAUGGCACUGAGUUCAAAAAGCCACUCAAAGUCGACAAACGCAGAGAAACUGCUGGCACUGCUCCCAGAAAGCGAUCCCGGUUUGUUUUUGGAAAAACUAAAUACAAAAAAGGYAAGAGGAAAAGGUGCAUUGAUGKUAGAGGUAGACUCCAAKGUGUGACCUCACYGGGAGAUCCAGACACCAUGUCAAYGCAGGCCGAUGAAGGCAAUGGUGAUGUUGGAYAGGAGAUGGACUGUGGCGAGUUAGCUUGGGAGUAUGAGGGRAACACAAAUGACAGCUUUUCAAAUGGAAGUAAGUCAACAGAUGAAGGAUUUAAAGAUUUGCCUGAGAGUCACCAAAAUCCUAUCAUCACUGAUGUAAACAUAUUAGAAACUAUGUCGCAUGAGUCCUUUUUAAAAUCAAAUGUCGUACAAGGUGAAGUAUUCACAAGGGAAAAAAUCAAGGAAGAGAGAGAUGGUGUAGGUGAUGAAACUGAAUAUAACCCAACAAGCAGUUGUGGCCUGAAGGCUAGGGGGAGACCAAAAGGGAGACCAAAAGGGAGACCAAAAGGCACAGGGAAAACAUGUGAGUACUGCGGUCGCCAUUUUGAUUUUGUGUCUGUAUAUACCGUCCAUCUACGCACUCAUACAGGCGAAAGGCCUUUUAAGUGCAUUGAUUGUGACCAAGACUUUGCCCAGCUAUCUAACUUAAAAAGUCAUAUCAAGAAACAUAACAAGCGCUGUCGGCCUCUGAAGUGUCCUUAUUGCAAAAUGAAGUUCAGUAACUCAAAGGAAUUGCUUGCUCAUUGCAAGUGGCACUCGCAGAACCCGAACCAGGACUCUGAGUCUGGGAGUAAAACGAAGGAUAACAGAAAUGAGGCCAUUCAUACACCCCUUGUUUCUCUGAAAGAACGGAGAAAAAGGGGUAAGGGGGGGAUACUCAAAUGCCACAUUUGUGGGAAAGUAUUUCCCUUUUGGUCUGGUCUGCAGGUUCAUAUACGUAUGCACACUGGGGAAAAACCAUAUAUCUGUAAAGUAUGUGGGAAAGCCUUUAGUAAUCGCUCAUCAAUUCGUAUUCAUGAGGUGACCCACUGGUCCAUUAAGCCUUACAACUGCACACGGUGUGGGAAGAGUUUCACUCAGUUGUCGUCUGCAAAAAAACAUCCCUGCAAGGGUCUGAGGGAGAGUAAUGACAGAGAUGGCCGGAAAAAGCCUUUCAUAUCUUUUACAUGCCACAUCUGCGAAGAGAGAUUUGUUCAGAGGCGUCAGUACAAAACCCACCUGAAAACCCAUGCUGGUGUGAAGCUCUUUCGCUGUUUAUUCUGUGACCAGCUGUUUAGUGUGAUGUCAGAAUUUGAAGAGCACCACCAAUAUUGCACCAAAGUUAGGGGGGAGAAGAUGACAUCUGAAUUUAGGAUUUGGAAACCUAGAGCCCCUAAUCAGCAAAGAUCGCAGCAAUCAAGUGUCAAGAGUCAUUCACCAAUCAAGAGUCAUUCACCAGUCACCCAAUUAGUAUUUCCUGCAGCUGCUGAUAGUCAACCAUUUCAGAACCCUGGACAGAGUUCAGCUUCCUCUGUCUCAUUGCUGAACUGUGAACCUACCCCACAGCAAAAAUCAAGUGGUCAUCAGUCUUCACAAACACAUGCCAAUAAAGCUAUUGCUACAACUCUGCGCCCCUUCCAAACAUGCAUUAUACCCACAAAUAAUCUCACCCCCCUUGUAUCAAAGUUGAAUAGUCUAGAUCGUAAAUCUGACCCGAGGAAGUACUUAUGCCCACGUUGUGGAAGACUUUUCAGACACACAGGGAGACUCCGAGCCCACAUGCUAACUCAUGCCCACAGUCAGAGCUACACCUGUGACUGCUGUGGAAAGACCCUMGAAAGCUGGAAAAAGCUUUGGCUUCACCAGCGAYUCCACAGACAGAAACUAGGACGGUUCUCAUGUCCAAAGUGUCGCCAAGGUUUCCGCUUCGUUGGGCCCUACAAGCAGCACAUGCUGCGAGAACACCCGGAGUACCAGUGGAUCGAUGAGAGACCAAACAAAACCCUCCAAGGACUUGACCAGCAGCAGUGCCUGCCUUAUCAAUGUGAGGAGUGUAACACCAGCUUCAGGACACUAGAUUUGCUUUUCAAUCAUCAGCUUUGCCAUUCCUCACCAGGUGACCACAGUAUGUGGAUACAGGACGACUGCUAUGAUUACUCUCCCUCGACACAUGAACAUGAUGUACCUUACAACAUGAAUGGAUUUGACCCUCACAUGAACAGUGGCGUAACACACUCCCAUCAGGAACUCCACCAUACCUACUACCCUUCUCCGCCUCUUCAAGCAAACCACCCACGAGGUUCACAUCUCCUUCAUUACUUUUCCAACCAUUCAGACCUACUACAUUCACUGUCACCCCUUAUACCUGUGCCUCCCCCAAUGCAACACCCAGGUUUCCAACCAGGCCUCCGGUCAUAUGACUCCACCCAGCCGCUCACAAGCCCUAUAUCGCCACUGUACUCACAGGUAGAGACCAUUCCAUACCCUGACAGAAAUGAUGGGAAUGUAAACAGGAAGCGGAGUAGAAUUUAUGGGAAUGCGACUAAACGUGCUGCUAGAUCCAAGGAGGACAAGGCGACAAUGGGGGGUUUGGAUUGUGCGGAGUGUGGUGUUCAGUUUCCUGCUGUCUCACAACUCUAUGAGCAUUAUUUGCAGCAUGCCAGGGGAGAGGUGUAAGAAGUGAAAAUGAGGAACCUUUUUCUAUCACAAAGGCACGUUAUCCCCCCAUCUCUUUCUCAGAGGUUUACCUCUAUCAGUUUAGAAAUGACUCGUACGUCAACCAACAAAAGUGGCAUUUUUAACACAUAAGAAGUUGUUGUAUUGAUGUGUUUGAGUGAAUAUUCUGUUGAAUGGAGAUGUUACUCUGGUUGCUUGUUGGACAUGAAGGAAGCUGAUUACUUUUGGUUGUUAUUUGAAUUACUUACACUAUGAUCAAUUUUAAAUUGACAGUAUUUUAUUGUCCCUUAAUCUGAAAAGAUGGUCAGUGCUUUUAUACACUUCAGUAAUUUUAGCAGGUUUUGAGACGAGGACAGAUCAUGGCCUGCAAUCUAUUUUUCAAUGGUAGUUUGAGUGUAAAUUGCAAUGCUUGAUCAUGGAACAUUGUCAUACCUCCUAAUGUCAUUGUUAACCUCUUCCUGUCAGACUCUGAUUCUCAACUGAUGAUUUAUGUCAUUUAGUCUACCAAUACAAGUAAUUAACAUCUAUUUUAAUUCUGUCCAUUUAUUUAAAAGAAAAUUAUAAACCUCAUGUUUUGCAUGUUAGUCAUUUAUUCUGUGGUUGUGUUAAUUUGUAACUUAUGCAAAAAAUUAUAUUUUCACUGCCAGUACUCUAGUAGUUUUACCUAAUAGGCCUACAUUCCCUCAUGUUUACAGAAAGUUAUUUUGUUGAGAAAAGCAGUUCCUGUUCUGUUGCUGAUGAACUGACAGCUGUUUACAUACUGUAUAUUUUACUUUCUAGUUUCACUCAGUUAUUAAUGUCAGACAAAAAUAAAAGCCACCUUUCUAAU